UAGGGGUUGCCCACCGCCUGGAAAGGCUCUCUAUAGAAAGUGAGAACCCGGCUCGCUCCCACCUUAAAACCCCAGCUCUCCCUGUGACGUCACAUCGGAAAUUUACCAAAGCCAGCGCGAGCCAACGGCGCGGCCCGAGCGAGGCAGGGAGCGCGCUGAUUGGCCCGGGCCGCGCUGACGUAGGCUGACGUUGACCGCUUACUACAGUAGGCUAGCGCUGGAAUAGAAGCCACAUAAACAAAGGCACAUUGCGAGCACGGGCUCAGAGCGCACAGAGCACACACAUCCAGCGCUACGACCACACAGCCAAGCCUUCCCCGGACCGGGCAAGGGGGGGAACACUGACAGACACAGCAAGAAACCCUUCCUGAAACGUGGGUUCUUAUGUGAACAGUUUUUUUUAAAUCUUGGAAAGUUUGCUUCAAUAAGAAAACAACACUGUCCUCUUUUAAUUCAAACGAAGACUCCAGCAGCCCGGCUGAAGCCAUGCCCUGUGUUCAGGCUCAGUAUGGGUCAUCGCCUCAAGGAGCCAGCCCAGCUUCACAGAGCUACAGUUAUCACUCUACUGGAGAAUACAGCUCCGAUUUCUUAACGCCAGAGUUUGUCAAGUUUAGCAUGGACCUGACCAACACUGAAAUCACUGCCACCACUUCUCUUCCCAGUUUUAGUACCUUUAUGGACAACUUCAGUACAAGCUACGACGUCAAGCCUCCUUGCUUGUAUCAAAUGCCCAUCUCUGGUCAACAGGCUUCUAUAAAAGUUGAAGACAUACAAAUGCACAGCUACCAACAGCACAGCCACCUACCACCUCAAGGAGAGGAGAUGAUGCCACCACACUCAGGCUCUGUGUACUACAAACCAUCUUCUUCCCCAACCACCAGCACUCCAGGUUUCCCUGUCCAGCACAGUUCCAUGUGGGAUGACCCUGGUUCCCUUCACAGCUUCCAUCAAAAUUAUGUGGCCACCACCCACAUGAUUGAUCAGAGGAAAGGUCCAGUGUCCAGACUUUCACUUUUCUCCUUCAAGCAGUCUCCACCUGGGACACCUGUAUCUAGUUGCCAAAUGAGGUUUGAUGGCCACCAUGUUUCCAUGAACCCUGAGCCUUCAGGAGCCCACCAUGUGGUAGAUGGACAGACCUUUGCCGUCCCUAACCCUAUCAGAAAGCAGGCAUCUAUGGGCUUUCCUGGACUUCAGCUUGGUCACCAUGCAUCUCAACUCAUAGACAGUCAGGUUCCUUCACCACCAUCCAGAGGGUCUCCAUCCAAUGAAGGGCUAUGUGCAGUUUGUGGGGACAACGCUGCUUGUCAACAUUAUGGAGUUCGUACCUGUGAGGGGUGCAAAGGGUUCUUCAAGCGCACAGUGCAGAAAAAUGCCAAAUAUGUUUGUUUAGCAAAUAAAAACUGUCCUGUUGACAAACGGCGCAGAAAUCGGUGUCAGUAUUGUCGCUUUCAAAAAUGCCUUGCCGUCGGCAUGGUCAAAGAAGUGGUUCGGACAGACAGCUUAAAAGGACGGAGGGGUCGCUUGCCUUCCAAACCCAAGAGCCCCCAGGAGCCAUCACCCCCUAGCCCCCCGGUGAGUCUGAUCAGUGCCCUAGUGAGAGCCCACGUCGACUCCAAUCCGGCAAUGAGCAGCCUGGACUAUUCCAGGUUUCAAGCUAACCCAGAGUUUCAGAUGACUGGAGAUGAUACCCAACACAUACAGCAAUUUUAUGAUCUUCUCACCGGCUCUAUGGAAAUUAUAAGAGGUUGGGCAGAAAAAAUUCCAGGCUUUUCUGAUUUACACAAACAGGACCAGGACCUGCUCUUUGAAUCUGCCUUCCUAGAACUUUUCGUGUUGCGGUUGGCAUACAGAUCUAACCCAGCUGAGGGCAAACUCAUUUUCUGCAAUGGGGUGGUCCUAAACAGAUUACAAUGUGUUCGUGGGUUUGGAGAAUGGAUAGAUGCUAUUGUGGACUUUUCUUCCAAUCUGCAGAGUUUGAGCAUAGAUAUCUCUGCAUUCUCUUGCAUUGCUGCACUGGCUAUGGUCACAGAGAGACAUGGUUUAAAAGAACCGAAAAGAGUGGAGGAACUGCAAAACAAGAUUGUAAAUUGCCUCAAAGAUCACGUGACUUUUAACAAUGGGGGUUUAAAUCGCCCCAACUACCUAUCCAAACUUCUUGGGAAACUUCCUGAACUUCGUACCCUUUGUACACAGGGCUUACAGCGUAUAUUCUACCUGAAAUUGGAAGACCUGGUACCACCCCCAGCUAUCAUUGAUAAACUCUUCCUGGACACAUUGCCCUUUUAAGACUAUAUUUUCAGUGAGUGCCAAACAACUUAUCCUGGCUAGGGGACUUAUAUGUGAAGCAGGUUUGGGUGCCAAACUGCCAGCAUAGACUGUGGUUAUCCAUACCAAGGGUAGACCAGAGAGCUUGCACUCCUUAACCAAUGCCUGGAUUCAAAGAAUGGGAUUCUUCUAACACACUGCUAUGGACUCUAGACUGUAGGUUGGCAAAAUUGCUAUAAUACUACCAUUAUUUGAAAAAAAUAUGAUAUCUAUACAACAGAGAAUGAGCCAAGUCAUAGAGAAAUAUAAGAAAAAGGAGAUUUAGCUGCCGAGCCCUUUAAGAGACUGAAGUUUUCUGUUGCAAAAAGAAAGCUGUAAUAUGUUGUUGGGGGAGGGGUGGGGUGGGGAAGACACAAAAUAAAUAAAUACAUACAUGUUCAGUGGGAUGGCAUGAUGAGGGAAGAUGACUUGUACAUGUAUAAGAUACAGUUUAGCUAUUUUUAAUUAUUUUGUGCCUAUUUAUGAAUAAAUAUUAAACCGAUUCUACAAGCUGUGUUUGCAUAAAAAAAAGAAGUUAAUAAUAAAUAAAAAUAUGAAAUAACAAAAUAAAGAGAAAAAAAAAGGUCAUAAUGCAUAUAGAAACGGAGCAUGUUUAUACAGCGCUAGACGGGGGAAAUAAUAAAAUAAUAAAAAAAAUAUAUAUAGGCAUUUGCUAUUUCAGUAAUGUCUAUAUUCUAUAAAUAGUAUUCAGACACUAUGUAGUCUGCUAGAUUUUAUAAAGAUUGGUAGUUAUACGAGAUUAAAUCUUUCUCACCUGUACCAUAGAUGGGCACAAGUACUAAUUAUUGAAGUAAUCAAAUGACAGAGGACAAAUUGUGUUUGUAACACCGUCCAACAUUCCUUGUUUGUACGUGUUGUAUGUACUGUUGAUGUUGAUAAACAGAAGGUUUAUAUCUUAAUUAUUUUGUUGUCUAUGGCUAUAAAUUAAAUUUGCAUGCUCCGGCUUUCACAGAUUUCCAUAUUGAGAAUGCAUACUCCACUGGAAGUUAUAAGCACUUUGAAUUUUUUUUGUUUUUUUUAAUCUAAAAGAAGUCAGCUAAUAUAUUCUUUCAUUGUUUAAGUAAAAUUUGUAAUAUUGCCAUUUUAGUAUGUUUGUGUAUUUCAACACAUUGCAAGUCAAUGCCUUUUAACUCUAUAGUGUAUGACACGUAGAGACUAUUUUUUUUCAUUUUCUUUCAUCUCUAAUCGUUUUUUUAUUUUCUUCAAAAGAAAGAACAUUUCAAUGUUUACAACAAUAAAACCCUCUAAAUUGA
Molecule: messenger RNA, 3578 nt
Organism: Pelobates fuscus (common spadefoot toad)
Lineage: Eukaryota; Metazoa; Chordata; Amphibia; Anura; Pelobatidae
Gene: NR4A2
Product: nuclear receptor subfamily 4 group A member 2
Exons: 8
Coding region: 487-2286 (599 amino acids)
Biological process (GO): central nervous system neuron differentiation; dopaminergic neuron differentiation; cellular response to corticotropin-releasing hormone stimulus
Cellular component (GO): nucleus; transcription regulator complex
Molecular function (GO): zinc ion binding; nuclear receptor activity; nuclear glucocorticoid receptor binding
Source: RefSeq, a predicted model, not a curated record